This is a messenger RNA of Physeter macrocephalus (sperm whale), 3054 nucleotides long. RefSeq names its product non-compact myelin associated protein (gene NCMAP). The record is from RefSeq and is a predicted model, not a curated record. Gene Ontology annotation, cellular component: paranode region of axon; Schmidt-Lanterman incisure; plasma membrane. Gene Ontology annotation, molecular function: structural constituent of myelin sheath. Gene Ontology annotation, biological process: regulation of myelination; peripheral nervous system myelin formation. Bases 263 to 571 code for a protein of 102 amino acids. NCBI's taxonomy places the organism in Eukaryota, Metazoa, Chordata, Mammalia, Artiodactyla, Physeteridae. The transcript has 5 exons.
GGCUGCUGCGGUGGUGCCGGCGGGAGGCGGAGCGGGCGGCGGCCGGCGCGCAGGGCUCCCCCGAGCAGGACCUGUGUUGGCUUCAUCUGUGAAAUGGGCGUCUGAAUGGGUGAGCCCUGUGCGGAGGCCCCUCCAGGAGGAAGAUCUGCGAUGAAAACCCACAGCAGUGAGAGGAAACCAGUGUUCUAGCUCAGAUCAGCAAACUCAGCAGCUCCCGGGUGGCUCACUGGACUAGCUGCUCCAAAGGAAAGAGCAGGUCGAGAUGACCACAGCUACCCCUUUGGGGAGUACCACCUUCUUCUCAUUGAACAUGACCACCAGAGGAGAAGACUUUCUGUACAAGAGUUCUGGAGCCAUCGUUGCUGCCAUUGUGGUGGUUGUCAUUAUCAUCUUCACCAUGGUUCUGAUCUUGCUGAAGAUGUACAACAGGAAAAUGAGGACAAGACGGGAGCUGGAGCCCAAGGUCCCCAAGCCAGCCUCCCCUUCUGCCCUGGGCCCAAACAACAACAGCAGCCAACACCCAGCAACUGUGACCUUCAGCCCUGUUGACGUCCAUGUGGAGACUCGGUGACCCCCCCAUCCUGGGUGCUGUCUCGGCCACUGUCCAAAGAGCCUUCAGUAAAGACCAAGAAGCACAUUUCUCCUGUGGCAGCUUCACUAUGAGUUUGUUCCGGUCAGGUCAACAGGGGCAUCUCUUAUGCAAUCCCUGAUGCUUCAGGCAACCCCCAACCCCAUCCUGCCGGGCCCCACCCCAGGUACAUCCAUAUCCCUGCUGCCACCCUUCCAAAAAGCUGUGCUAUUUUGGGAAUCCACUGCUGUGGGUUUAGCUGUCUCCCCCCAAACACAAUAGCUAGACAGACAGACAGACAGGCAGGCAGAUAGCCCAGGAGUCUUCUGGUCAGGAGUCAGGGAUCAGGGCAUGUUCCUGAGAGGGUCUGCCCUGAGGUCAUAUCAGAGGAAGGGCCAUAUCCACAGCUUUGUAGAGCAAAAUAGUCAAUCUCAUAAUCAGGCACAGGGGAACUAACUUGGACUAACUCACCAAAAAAAAACCCAGCUUGUUAAUUUAUAACUUGUUCCAGUGCUAAAUGACCGCUAGCUAGCUCAUGAUGAUGGAUCAGCACAUUUCUCCCUCUUUAAGAAAGGUUUUGGGAAAAACUGGAUUCUUCUGCAAAGGUGUCUACUUCCUUAGUAAAGAGUCAAAGUCAAAGACAUAGGAUGACCUUGAGGAAGAAUGGCAUCUAGGAUGAAAGCUUAUUGUAGUGUCCAUGGGCCUGGAAAGAGCCUGGUGUCUGGUCAGGGCCCCUCCCCCCCACCCCCCUACGGGCGCUGGAUUAACCUUGACUCAGUCUCAUUUCUUGGCUUCCCUCUAUUUGGAUUCUGAGCAGUCCUCACUCUCCAGUUACCAUCUUACCUCCAAGGUCCAGUAUUUGGAGACUGAUUAGAUUACGACUCUAUUUAUGUUAUCUCUGCUCUUCCUGGUCACUUUGCAAAGAUUCAGGAUAUAUUCAAAGUACCACAUUCACAAACCACUCCUCUGGAAAGAACUCAUCUCUUUGACACUUUAGCCUGGAGAACAAUCUACUGAAAGAGGAAAGCAUUUUGGAAUUAAGAAGACCUGCCUUCCAAGCCCUAUUUCCUGGUUUUGUGGCCUUGGGAUAGUGACUUGACCCCUCCAUAUUCUGUUUCCUAACAUGAAAUGGGAAUAACAUCUGCCUCACUGGGUGACUCUAACAAGCCAAGGACUUAGUAAAGCAGCUUAGGUGGUGCCUGGCACCCAGCAGAUGCUUUAUAAAUGGGAGCCAGCAUUAUUAUUACGAAUUUCUUCCAUUGUAAGACAUACACUUGUUCCCAUUUUAAUGAUUCUGAAAUCAGAAUAUGUCUUAAAAUUGAUGGAUCCACUAAUGAGGUUGCAUUUUUUUUCUCUCUUUCUCUCAAAAAGCUGUUUUUUAGCCAGUUGUGCAUUUUACAAUUGAAGGCAUCUUGGAAAUGAGGAAAUAAAUCUGUAUUCUGUUACAGACAGUGACACACUCUUGACAUUUAACCUUAAAUUCUAGGAGUCUCUCCUUCUGAGGGAAAACUGAGGGUCAGGAGGUAAGAAGACUGACACAGGGUCACACAGUUCAUGUCAUCCCACUAUAAAAAUGCUCACUUGGGGCUUCCCUGGUGGCGCAGUGGUUGAGAAUCUGCCUGCCAAUGCAGGGGACACGGGUUCGAGCCCUGGUCUGGGAGGAUCCCACAUGCCGCGGAGCAACUAGGCCCGUGAGCCACAACUACUGAGCCUGCGUAUCUGGAGCCUGUGCUCCGCAACAAGAGAGGCCGUGACAGUGAGAGGCCCGCGCACCGCAAUGAAGAGUGGCCCCCACUCGCUGCAACUAGAGAAAGCCCUCGCACAGAAACGAAGACCCAACACAGCCAAAAACAAAAAACAAAAAACAAACAAAAAAUGCUCACUUGACUAUAUCUGGAGAAAUACAGGCAAAUUCUUUCUCCCCAGACAUCUCUUCUCCCUCCUGUGUUUAAAUAUCCACCAAACACUUUGCAAGGUGCUUUUACAUAAGUUAUGUCAUGGGAUUUAUUUUUCCCAAUAACCCUGGGAGGUAUUAUUUUUCCCAUUUGCCAAUGAGAAUUUCAAACUCAAGAAGAAAAAAUACUUGCUCAAAGUCUCACAGCUUGUGAGACAGUAAGUUGCAAAGACAAGACUCAAACCCUGGUCUCUUCGACUCCAAAGUCCAUCUUUUUGUUGUAUCACACUCUUCUCUAACAUCCCGGCUCAAAGAACAUGGGUUCUUUUGUGAGCUGAACAAGAGGAGGACAGGCUUACCCAUGUGUCUGAGUGGAGGUUGGGGGUCAGCUUCCACACCAAAAGUGGGGCAAAGCCACUUUGGUAGCCUCCUUUGGGCUUCCAUGAUUGUAGCCAAAGGGGCCCUUUCCAAAUCCAUCGAAGCUCUAAGGAUUUCUGCUUCAUUCCCCACCACUUAGGCCCAAGGAGCAAGGCAUGAGAUGGCCUCGAACCAGGGCAAAGCCAUUUAAGGACUCAAGCCCACAUAGAUAUGU